Molecule: messenger RNA, 1575 nt
Organism: Mytilinidion resinicola
Lineage: Eukaryota; Fungi; Ascomycota; Dothideomycetes; Mytilinidiales; Mytilinidiaceae
Exons: 3
Coding region: 1-1575 (524 amino acids)
Source: RefSeq, a predicted model, not a curated record
AUGACAAGUCCCCCAAUUGCAUCAAUUGCCCCCCUAAAGAGACGAAGGAUGCGCGCCGACGCGCUUGAUCGUCUACAGCAUGCUCCCGCCCAGCAGUCACGGUCCGACAUCGCCGCCUGGCUGUCGGGGUGCGACUCGACCCCGCCUCCCGAUAGUGUAUCCCUCGCCCACGACCACCAUCCUCAUCCUACCGGCCUGCGCAAACGCCGCCGCAUUCUGGGUGAAAUCCGCCACAAUCAGAAAAUGGUCGAAGUGGAUAGCAGUAACAAUCAAGAAAGGGGCGCAAGGGGAAAGGCGGCGCCUAAAGCUCGCGGCAUUGAAGGCACCCGUCGCUCCAACCGCCUCGCUGACCUGCCUAUGCGCCAAACAACAACACCUGCGAGCUUUGCUAACAAAGACACCUGGCCCAAUGAGUCCAACGUUGGUACUGCGAUCGUGGAGCCGGCGCAGCCCCAGCGGAUUCCCCUGAAACUGCCUGGCCCUGUCCUGUCUGCUUCAUCCACCAUAUCCUCCUCGACCCGGCGUAGCCGCAGCCGUUCGUCGUCGCCAUCAAAGCGGGGCCCUAUCCUCAAGAGAGAGAAUCUCCAACACCUCGACCCGCCUAUCAACGUCAUCGGUAGCAGGCGGAAGGCGCAGGAGGAGUAUGGGGUCGAUCUGCCAGCUGCGGUAGCUAAGUUGUGGGAGCAAUGUGAGCAAUGUACCAUCACCACCCUCCCCCGCAACCCCUUUUUCGCCGCCGCCGACGAACGUAAUCAGCAGGCCAUCGAGCGCACCCUGGACAUGGCACUGGGGCAGGCAGAGGAAUGCCGGGAAUGCGCAGCGCCAGAAUGUCAGUGGAUUGCCAAGGUCAUCCAGCCGAUCCUAAAUUCACUUGAGCUGCUGGCAUUUGCAUCGCGUACCUCGCCCACCGCCAACGAUAAAAUUGGCGUCUUUGACAUCCGCACAAUCGAAAUGUCCCCUGAAUGCGUGCCCGGGAGCACGCUGCCCACCCGUUUCAAAGAUCUUGAUAAAAAGAUCGACCUCGCCAUCGGCCUACAGCUACACCACAUGACUAAAGCCGCCCUCUGUACCGCGCAAGCAAAAACUGACGAACCCUCCAAGGCCAUUAACCAGGCCUCGACCUUCAUCCACCAAAACCCGCUACUCCUCAGCAUCGAGGUUAAGCGCACAUAUGGCGGCACCGAUCCGGUGAUCCAGUUGGCUGCUUGGGUCGCCGCCGAGUUUAUUAAGCGCGAGAUCGAAGAAGUAGAUAUCGGGAUGCCGGCGCUAGCCGUGGAGAUUGAGGGCGAUUACUGGCGGUUGUAUGCUGUGGUUGCGACAAUAGAAAGAAGGCUAACUGGAAAUCAGCUUGUGGAAGCGGAUCUGAAUGCAAAUGACACUGAGGGGACGCUCAGACUUAGCGUUAUUGGCCAAGUGACGCUGGGGAGCACGGAUACUUGGCUCAGCAUGUGUCGUUUAUAUGCUAAUUUGUGUUGCAUUGUAGAUUGGGGCCGGACCGUGUAUCUAGAGUGGUUUGAACGCGAGGUUCUUGGCGUCUAUGAGAAGAAGGCCGCGGCGGCUGUUGGGCGAAAUUAA